Molecule: messenger RNA, 1468 nt
Organism: Mercenaria mercenaria
Lineage: Eukaryota; Metazoa; Mollusca; Bivalvia; Venerida; Veneridae
Exons: 3
Coding region: 1-885 (294 amino acids)
Source: RefSeq, a predicted model, not a curated record
AUGGAAAAAUCUUCGGAUGGUUUACAGACAUCAAUAGGAAAUGUGCCAACUACAAGUGCGGCGGACGCUCACAGACCCGAGACUGAUACUACACAUCCAGAUGGUUUGCUUCCGUCCCUGCAAACUGGACCUGUGACGCCCGCAACACCUUCGACCUCUGCUAAAGAUAUGCAUAUACCUGGAUCAUACAGUUCCUGCCAUGAAUGCACUGCAGACGACCUGACACGUGGCGUCAAACGGAAAUAUGGUGAAUACAAAAACGAGACAACUACAUACACACGACAAAAAUCAUGCAAUUAUACGCAUACUUCAAAACCUCGUGGAGUAAAACGUGAAUUUGCUUAUGAUAAAUCAGAGCAACCAAGAAAAAGAUUUAAAGCGGCACCACCGGAAGUGAAAAUCGCGCAACCUGAAACUAAAAAUGAACCUUCGGUUUCCAAUAGCAGUACUGGUGAUGGAAGCAAAAAUGUUCCGAACAAUGACAGCUCUGACAUUUACUCUGCAGAUUCUAGAGACGUUUUAGAUGCGCAGCCUGUAGCGGCCUCUUCAAAAGAUGUAUCAGAAGAGGAGUCACGUUACGCACAAGGUGAGCAAUCUGACGACGAGAUUUUAUGUCCAAGAUUCUGUGUAUGCAACGUCGGCCACAGUAGUAUACCCGAACCGAUUGAACGCUCUCUUCCAAUAGCAGUACCCUUAUACUGGUGCUUGCUUAUUCGCCGUUUAUACAGCCUGUCCAACAUGAAAUACACGUGCUGUCAGUCUCGGUGUGUAAGAAGGUACCAACGAGAAAGCGCCAUGCGCGUCAGUUUGCGUCAUAUGACCGAGGAUUAUUAUGCACCGGAUCUACGCGUCAACAGAUACUCGUGGGGUGAGUGGAAGGAGUGACUUUGGAAUGCAUUGAUUUAAGUCGACAACUGAUAUUUUUUAUUAUUUUAGAUGACUAAUUUUAUAGAAAAGAUGGCAUAUCGACAAGUUAAAAAUUAAACGAAAAGAAAAUAAUUAUUUCACCAAUAUUUUUCCAAGUACUUUCAGUCUUCUUCAAAAAUAGACCGCAUAAUUAUGAUAUAUGACAACUUUUGAGAGUGCUGUUCGCAAAGGUAGAAACGCCGUAUUAAAAUUGAACAUGAAACGUGUAAAUUAUCAAUUUGUUAAAGAAAAGGGAAUAUCCCAUACAGAAUUGUCAUUCUUCCACUUCCGGUUCAGAAUAACAAGACAUUCUGCAGAGAGAUUGGUAAAAAAGAAAGCAAGCCUAUAGACCUCGGCGAAUAUCAUCUUGCCCAGCUUGGAAUUUCAUAUCACCAUCAUACAAUAACGGAUGAAUAUGGCUUCAUCAAAGGAUAUGUAUUUAGGAAAUAAAUCGUGGUUUAGAAUGUGACAUUUGGGUAUGUUAAACUUAUAUGAUUUAGGCAUGUUUAAAGCAUGUGGAUUUAACAAAUUAAUAUAUUUCAUAUCCUAAUAAAAAAUACUA